GAGGACACUGUCGAGAUGCUGCCCAAGUCGCGGCGCGCGCUGACCAUCCAGGAGAUUGCCGCCCUGGCCCGGGCACAUCUCGCAGGCAUCUCGCAGGUGGUGAAGGAGCACGUGACGAAGCCGACGGCCAUGGCGCAGGGCCGCGUCGCCCACCUCAUCGAGUGGAAGGGCUGGUGCAAGCCAGUAGAGCCGCCCGCUGCCCUGGAGAGCGCCUUUAGCUCCUACUGCCACCUGAGCGAGGGCGAGCAGGAGGCGCGCUUCGCUGCUGGCGUGGCGGAGCAGUUUGCCAUCGCUGAGGCCAAGCUGCGAGCCUGGUCCUCGGUGGACGGGGACGACUCCAACGACGAGUCCUACGAAGAGGACUUCGUGCCCUCCACAGAAAGCUCCCAGCCCACUGAGCUGCCCGGCACGGUGCCCACCGGUGCGCUGCUGCGAGACCUGCUGCAGGGCCACCUGUGCCAGCUGGGCGUGCGGCACGGCUCCUGUGAGCCCGAGAGUGACUCCUCGCACACCCUCUCCCCCGAGACCCUCUGCUCCAGCCUCUGCAGCCUGGAGAUGGUGUCCCCCUCUGAACUCACUGCCAAACUGCUGGGCUCCCUGGGGGGUGAGGACCUGCUGCUGCCCAAGCUGCCCCCCCCAGCCAGCCAAAGUGCCUUGCGGGGCCUGGCACGGCUCCGGUGCCAGGACUCCCUCUACUCGGUGUCCUACGCCGAAGCCUGCCUCUCGCCUGCCGAGGACGAGGUCGUGUUGAGCAAGGACUUCCCGCUCCGCCGGAAAGUCUCCGACGUCGCCUCCUCUGGGGUGGCAUCGCUGGAGGAGGAUGAGGAGGCCGAAGAGCCCUGA
Molecule: messenger RNA, 843 nt
Organism: Aptenodytes forsteri (emperor penguin)
Lineage: Eukaryota; Metazoa; Chordata; Aves; Sphenisciformes; Spheniscidae
Gene: FAM131A
Product: family with sequence similarity 131 member A
Exons: 4
Coding region: 16-843 (275 amino acids)
Source: RefSeq, a predicted model, not a curated record